CUACAACAAUGACAAUUACUGCUGAAGUUCACAAUGCAAAAUUAAGUUUAGCAAAGAAUAAAUGUUUGUCCCCACUUUUAUCCUCAAAGCUGAAACCAUCUCAACAUCGGAUUGAAAACCCAGAUGACAUAAUACUUUUAAGCUCAGAAACUGUUGAAGAAUUAGACACUAAUCAUUCUAAGCCAAAAGAUAUAGCAACAAAAAAGAGAAAAAUGGAAGAUGUGCUUAUAGAAGAGGUGAAGAAAAAGAAGUCAAGCACCUUGGGAAAAUCUAAUAAAAGUAUUCAGGAAGAUAAACAAUCUUUUACUCAGGACUUGAAGGUGUUAGAAUCAUCACCAGUAGAUGGAUUAUCUAAAGUGAUGCAAGAAAUAUUGUCAAGCUCUAAAUGUACACAAUCCACUCUUUGUUUUGGCAGAAGUGGUCUCUCUCUAUCUAAGACAGAAAUGAAGAAAGCUGAUUCUGUGAGUCACCCAUUGAUUCAAGAGGCAGCAGGGGUGAGCAAAAAAGUGAAACCAGGGCUCUCCCAAACACAUUCACUUCCCAAUAAAACUGAUGACCAGUCUGGUAUCAUUGUCUUGGAUGCAGAGGAGAAAGGAGAAAAGAGGCUUAAUAAAAGGUAUUAA
This is a messenger RNA of Lymnaea stagnalis (great pond snail), 623 nucleotides long. The record is from the annotation of a GenBank genome assembly. Lineage: Eukaryota; Metazoa; Mollusca; Gastropoda; Lymnaeidae.